AUGUGUGUCAUAUUAGGGCGUCUAACGGAAUACCAGGUCAUCGGGCGCCAUUUGCCCACAGAGGCAAAUCCCACGCCAAAGCUGUAUCGCAUGCGCAUCUUCGCCCCUAACACUGUGGUCGCGAAGUCAAGAUUCUGGUAUUUCUUGAUGAAGCUGCGAAAAGUGAAGAAGGCAAAUGGCGAAAUUGUCUCCCUCAAUGUGAUCCACGAGAAGCACCCGCUGAAGGUUAAGAACUUUGGCAUCUGGAUUCGCUACGACUCGCGCUCCGGCACACACAACAUGUACAAGGAAUACCGGGAAAUGUCGCGGACUGAUGCCGUCCAGUCCCUCUACCAGGAUAUGGCCGCCCGCCACCGUGCCAGAUUCCGGUCCAUCCAUAUACUGAGAGUUGUCGAAAUCGAGAAGAAAGACCUUGUCCGACGCCCAUACAUCAAGCAGCUCCUCACCAAGAACUUAAAAUUCCCCCUCCCCCACCGCGUUCCCAAAGCUACCACCAAGAAGUUGUUUGCGGCUCGCAGACCUUCGACUUUUGCUUAA
Molecule: messenger RNA, 537 nt
Organism: Paracoccidioides brasiliensis Pb18
Product: 60S ribosomal protein L20
Exons: 3
Coding region: 1-537 (178 amino acids)
Biological process (GO): translation
Cellular component (GO): ribosome; cytosolic large ribosomal subunit
Molecular function (GO): structural constituent of ribosome
Source: RefSeq, a predicted model, not a curated record